AAAACUGCUGGCCAGCUGUCACGGCGCGCGAAAGAUCAAAUUUUUCUCUCACAGUGAGUGUGUGCGGAACAGGCGGGAGGACGAGAGGCAACCGAGAAAGUCGCUAAAUAUUAACGCAACUUAAAUGACCGACUUAGCCGUCGUCGUGUAUAUUAUACGUGUACAUGUCGUGGCUGCCACUAUUUGGCAAGGGGUUUUAAUCUACCUUGGUUUUUGCUACGAAGCGUCGAGUGCGACUCGAACAACGAGAUGAGCCUGAUCCUUUCGCAACAACAGACGGAAGGUCUCGCGGCUGUGACUCGCGCAACCACCGAGAGCGAUUCAGACAGCGGAAUGGGCUCUCCAGUAGAGCAGAUGGUGGCCUACAAUCGGGAUGAGCAUCCAGAUUCUGACGAGGAUGAAGACAUCACUGCUCGAAGAAAGCCUCGUCGUAAUGCCAUCAGAGACAGCGAAAGUGAGGAGGAGGAGGCGGCGACUGUGCAAAUGGCAGAAGCGCUGGUUUUAUCUGCCUCCAGUGGAGAGGAGAUGACGACUGGAGAGCCGGACGAGAAACGAGAGAACAGGGUGAAAAAGAGCAAGAGAAUAAUCCGUGCUCUUUCUGAUGGCGAAGACAGUGGAUCUGACCAAGAUGAGAAGGAGGAGGAGCAACAGGACACUGGCAGAGUAGAAAAGAAGGGGUCGAAAAAGAGCAGGAGAAUAAUCUGUGCUCCUUCUGGUGGUAAAGACAGCGGAUCUGAGCAAGAUGUUGAAGAGGAGGAGGACGAGCAACAGGACACAGGCAGAGUUGAAAAGAAGGAGUCGAAAAAGAGCAAGAGAAUAUUCCGUGCUCCUUCUGGUGGCGAAGGCAGCGGAUCUGAGCAAGAGGAGCAGCAGGACACAGGCAGAGUUGAGAAAAAGAGGGAGAAAAGCAAGAGGCACAGAGAGAAAAAGGAGAAGCGUAGCAAAGCCAUGGAAAAACUGAAGAAGAAAGACAGGUUUUCUGACUUGGAUGAGGGUACGCCUCUUCCCAGCGCUCUGAACGACAGCGGCUGCCUCCUGGGUAACACUGAUCUGUUUGACACUGGUUUGGACGAGGAGCUAGAAGAAGAAGAGUCAUUAGACUCUAUUCGAGCAGCCGUCAAACAAAAGAUGAAAAAGCACAAGGAGCCUUUCCUAGAUGAAGAAGAGGUUGAAGAUGAAGUCCAAAAGCCCCAACGUGCAGAGAGAAAAGCUGCACGUGCAAGUAAGGAGGCGAUGAGGCAGCUCCACAGUGACUCGCAGAGGCUGGUCAGAGAGUCGGAGCUUGGCCUGCCUUACCACGUCCCUGAGCCAAAGACCAUCAGUCAGUUCUUUAAGAAGAGAGCCAGGCCGGAGGGACCUACCAUGGCACUGUUAAAAUCGAGACAAUAUUCAGCAGUGAUGUUGGAGAAACCACCACCACCACCACCACCUCCUGCCAACCCCACCAGUGAAGCCCAGCACUUGCCAGCAGAGCCGGACUCUGCUCCCCCUGUACACGUCACAUCCUCUCAUCUUCAGUCCUUCCCUCAGCCUGCCGCAACCUCUUCUCCGCAACAGGAGAGCCUGAGCCAGGCCAGAAACGCAGCUGAGACUUUACAAACGGAACAGGAAUUGGCUCCAAUGCUUUAUCUCUCAGAGAGCUUGCAGGAGUCCAUCACAACCGAUUCCGCCGGGAAACCUACAUUUGGAGAAGAGGCUCCCGCUGUUGUCGUUUCAGAACAAACUGACAUGCUUUCUAAUGCCCGGCAAGAAGAGGUCAGACCUGCGAGUUUGGUUAUGCCUCAAGCCGACUCUAAUACUGACCUAGUGUCAGCUGAGCCCUUGGAGAUGCCGUCCACCAAGCCCAAAAAGGACAAACUAACGAGACUGAAGGAGCUUGGCCUGGACCCGCCACCUGUUGCUAAGUUGUGCGCUAAUGCUGGAGAUUUUGUGCAACUUGAACCCGCACCACUCAACCCAGGUGUCGCGGCUCUGAAGGAGCGAUACCUUCGACACGUCCAGCCUCCGGCUCGUCCUCAAGGGGAGCGUACGAUGCAGCUCAACAUUGUCCGUAAAGACACCUUGCCAUCUGGAAAGGAGGAGUUGCACGCCGAUUCUGUCACCGUCACUAUUAAAGAAGGACAAGAGGAGCCUGCAGUGACCAAACCUGGUGAGAAACUGCUGACCCUGAAGCAGCGACUGCUGCUAGCCAUGGCCCAACGGAGACAGGAAGAGCGGACGCGCAAGGCAGAGCUGAAUCGCCUUGAUAAUGAAGACUGUAAAGAGGAAGAGGAGGAGGCAGAAAUGACGGAUGACUCUGAGGCGGAAGAGGGUGUGGAUGACUUGUUGGGAGGAAAUGAGGAGGAGGAGGAGGAAGGCAGUAUAGUCCAGAGUAUCAGGAGUCUUUCUCCUGUGGCACUUCAUGGCCCACCAGUAACUCCAGACCUGAUGAACACUGAGGGAACACUCAUAUUGUUUCCAGGCAACUCCUGCUCUCGCACUGGGGAUAGCGGAAGGAGAUCUUGUCCUCCUGGACAAGACGGUGCUAGUAAGAUGGAAGAAGAUGACUCUAUGUCCCUGAUGAAGGACAUCAGCAACAACAGCAGCUUUGAGAUGGCCGGAUCCAUGAUUACUUCCUACCAACCUGUCAGCUAUCAGCGCACAGGGAGAGGCGUUUCCAACACCCAACCCAUGUUUCGCUCCCCUUCUCCCUGCCUCUUCAGGCCCAGCUUCCUUGGCUCUGCUUCCAAGAGCUCUGGUAAACUCUCUGAGCCAUCGCUGUGCCUCCCGGUUGAGGACUCCCAAGACUUGUACGCACCUCCCUCACCAGGUGUGGACUCCGAGCCCAUGGGUGCAGUGGCUGCUGGGCCCAGCCUGGUCGGAGACUCCCAAGGUCGCUUCUCACUGGAGGACGACGCUCAUUCCCAAUUACUCGACGCGGACGGCUUCCUGAAUGUUGGCCUUCGGCCUGGUGCGCCAGCCCUCUCCCACAAGAGACAGCUGAUCUUGGGCAGCCUGGACGAAAAUGCCAUGGAUGCCAACAUGGGGGAGCUUUUAGGUCUGUGCUCCGGUGUUUUUAGAACGGCGGAGAGCAGCAAUAGUGGCCAAGCGGCACCAAGCCCCAGGGAAACGCAGACGGAGGAACUUCUGGCACUGUGCUCAGGAGCAUUUCCAUCAACACAGAAGCAAGAGAAGUCACAGGCUGGAAAGAGCAAGGAGGAAGAACACGAGGAAGACAACACCAUGGAUCAGCUGCUAGGGCUGUGCUCUGGCAAAUUUCCCAUCUCAGGUUCUCUUCACUCAGGUUCACCAGCACAAGACCGUAAAAAGACACCAGAGGAGGAUGAGGAGGAGGAGGAAGAAGAAGAAGACUGUGAGUUCCGGCUUCUGUCAGAUGUGGAAGACGAUGAUGAAGUCAGUGAAGGCGAGGGAGUAGAAGAUGAUGAUGAUGAUGAUGAAAAAGAAGAGAACAACGAGGUAGAAGAGGAGGAGAUGAAUGGAGUGUUUGCACCUAGUAAUAAGAAGGUGAAAAAGAAGAAAAUGCGCUUGACCAACUUCGUGGACUCUGAGGCCGAGCUGUCGGGCAGCGAAGAAGCCAGUGACGACGAAGACGACGACGGAGGGAGCGAGUACGAGGAAGAGGAGCUUCUGGAGGAGCUACCCUCUGAUGAAGAGCUGCAGGACCAGGUCAACAAGAUCCACAUGAAGCAGAUAAUGGAUGAUGACAAACGACGUCUGAGGCUGUACCAGGAGCGCUACCUGGCGGAUGGCGAUUUGCACUCUGAUGGCCCUGGACGAGCUCGUCAUUUCCGCUGGAAAAACAUGGAUGACGGCUUCUACACAGACCGAACCGGAGCUGAGGGUGAGGAGGAUGAGCAGGAGGAGGACGAAGACGUCGAUCAGAAUGAAAUCCGGAGGAGGAAGGAGAGGUUGGAAAGAGAACAAUGGCUCCGAGAACAGUCCCAACAGAAAGCCAAUAAAGGUGCCGCUCUGGACUUGGAUGAGGAUGACGAGAAGAUCGGAGAGGAAGAUAGCCGUUUCAUGAGGUUGGCCAAGAAGCUGACUGCCAAGACGCUGCAGAAGAAAGAGCUUCCUGUGGCAGCACCACCAACACAAAAGACAUCAUCCCUCAAUCCCUUUCUCAGACCCUCGCAGCCCUCACAGGUGAAGAGAGGUUCCCUAUUGAGUCAGCCUCCGUCUGUCCUGCAGAAGUUAGCCUCCAUAUCCGAGGGAAAUCCACUGGCACCCCGAAACAGUCGCGGAUUUCUCUUCCAGACGUUGUCGCCGGAGAAGGACGGCUCCACUUCAGACGGUCCUCAGAAUCAUACAAUGAAGAAGAGAAGAAACACGGCUGCGAUGAACCCAGCAGCAAAAAGGGUCUGCAGACUGGACACGUCUGUUGAACAUACAAAAGGCCCCCAGAGAAGUAUUUUUAACUUUUUGGACCACUAAAAGACACAACUCAGGCCAGUUAUUCCUUCUCGGUAUUCAUUUUUUUUAUUUUUUUUUAUUAAAGGCUUGUCCAUUGAUAAAAUGUUAUUAUGUAAAUAGGAAUGAUUUUGGUUUUGGUUUUUAAACAAAAAUUGUCAGGAUUUUGUAUAAUGUAUUUGUUUUACAUGUAAAUAAAAGUCUAU
Nerophis lumbriciformis (worm pipefish) is the source of this 4613-nucleotide messenger RNA. RefSeq names its product claspin. Gene Ontology annotation, molecular function: anaphase-promoting complex binding. NCBI's taxonomy places the organism in Eukaryota, Metazoa, Chordata, Actinopteri, Syngnathiformes, Syngnathidae. The record is from RefSeq and is a predicted model, not a curated record. Gene Ontology annotation, biological process: activation of protein kinase activity; mitotic G2 DNA damage checkpoint signaling; mitotic DNA replication checkpoint signaling.